AUGCUAUCCACUACUUCCCAGCAGGCCCUCAUGGACGUGGAAUGGAUGACGAGCCUGUCAGCUCUCAGGGCGUUCGUCGAACAUUGCGGACGGACCCCGUUUUCGUUUGAGUACAGACCAAAUUUCAGUACGCAUGUUGAUCGCGUCGAGGGCAUACUCACAUUGGAAGAUGGGGAACUGACCAUUUGUCUGGAGAAUGGAAGAAAGGCCAGUUUUGUUUCUUUGCGACACUCCAUGGUGUCUUUUAACAUGCCAAAGAACGAGAAUUUUCUCAAGGCUUUUGAUGAUGCCAGGGCGACUUUCCGAACCGAGUGGAUGGCGCUGGAGGACAGCAAGUCAAUGCUGUAUCAGCAGUACGAGAUGGCCAGGGCACAACUGGCGGAGGAAAAUUUAAAGAUCCAGCAGGACGCUUACGCUCAGACGGUGGGAUCCCACGAUCGCAUUAAUCAAUUGCAGCAUCACAUUAACACGUUGGAAGCGCAGAAAAACCAGCUGUGCGAGGAGAAGAUCCAGAUGCAAGCCCAUAUCAACCAGAUGCAGGCUUGGUGUGCCCAGAGGGAAGAACCUACGGGACUGCCAGUUCAGCCGGCUACGACAGAGGGUGACAACGACUUUAGUCCACAGGCUUUUCACACCUCGGCACAUACUGCCAAGAUGGACGGGCAUGCCGAACGGUCUUCUUUUGCGUUGGGGGCCCCGCCCCAGGUGGGGUUGCGAGGAAUUCAAGAACUGAAGAACAAGUUCGUGGACAAAGGUUUUCGUCCGGAGGAAAAUAUCCGGACUUUUGAAGGAGCCAUGGAGUAUUUAGUGGAGACUUCCCCAGAACAGUUGCUGGCGGCUUAUUGCGACCUCUUCCCAUUACCCAUGAGGCCUGGUUUUGAGCUCUGCCAGGCGUGGGACAACUUUGUGGCAUGGAUUUAUGCUAUCCGCCACGAGGGCAUGUCGGCCGAACUGACGCAAUUGGGCAGACGUUUACAUUAUCAGCUUCGGGUAGCUCAGGCGGCGAGGGACCACUCCGGAGUCAACAUCCAAACUCUUGUCAACGCCAUCCGCAAUCCAAGAAAAAAAGAAAACCCUGUUUUUCAGGCGGUUCAGAAAGCGAAGACACAUCCUGCCCACCCCCCGAGCUAUGCACGAUGUGUUCGAUACGGCCGCACCGGGCAUCACAACACAACUUGCUAUGUGCAAGUAAAAAAGACUCCGUUUAAGCCAAAAAACGAUUAUCGGCCCCGGAGGCAAUGA
Trypanosoma grayi is the source of this 1242-nucleotide messenger RNA. RefSeq lists its product as hypothetical. The transcript has a single exon. NCBI's taxonomy places the organism in Eukaryota, Euglenozoa, Kinetoplastea, Trypanosomatida, Trypanosomatidae. The record is from RefSeq and is a predicted model, not a curated record. The coding region runs from base 1 to 1242 and encodes 413 amino acids.